Peronospora farinosa is the source of this 3039-nucleotide messenger RNA. The record is from the annotation of a GenBank genome assembly. Lineage: Eukaryota; Oomycota; Peronosporomycetes; Peronosporales; Peronosporaceae.
AUGGCGCAAUGGAGACGCUUUGCUUUCUUUGACAAGGAGGUGCUCAAGGAUGCAAGUGGUCCAUGGAUGAAGGGCGUAGACAUCACCAGUAUGAGCGCCAAUCGGGGCCUCAUCUGUGUGGGAGACGCUGACGGCUUCGUCCACUUGGCCAAUCGCUCUCUGGAUCCCUGCAGGUUCCAGGCACACGAACUGUUUGUGUCACACGUUGUCAUGAUGAAGCGGAGUAACGUACUGGUUACGAUUGGUGAUGGUAUUGACCCGCGGUCGGAAGAGUUGCGAGAACAGUCUAAAGCCAUCGCAGAAGCAGGUCGUACGCCAAAUGCAGAAGAUAUGUACGCGGCCAAGCCAACGGAGAAAAGCACAGCAGUGGCGCGAUUUUGGCGCACAGAUCAGCAGGACAGAGAAGGCAAACCCAAGCUGCUACAGCAGAUCCCUAUUUUUGUGAAGAAAUACCCGGAAGAAGCUGUGACCGCGUUUGCAGUGAAUGAUGACUUGAGCCAGUUUGCGGUAGGAUUGAAGAACGGCGCUGUGAUUUUGUUCCGAAGCGACUUAAAACGACGUACUGAUCGUCCACCGAUUCUGGUGCAGCCUGCUGGGCAGUACCCUGUCACUGGAUUAUCAUUCGCCAGCAAACCAGUUACCGCCACAGUGGCGCAUAUAUUUUUGUAUGCGUCUACGCGACGUGGAUUAACGUGUUACCACUGUUCUCACGAUGAUCCUGCGCUGGUAAAGUGUGUCGGUGGUGCUGCAGCUCUUCCACCACGCAUGACUGUUUUGGACGAACGUGGUGUGGAUAUGAACUGCUCAUGUGUGAACGAGGAAGGAGAAAUCGCUGUCGGGCAGACUGAUGCCGUGUAUUUUUACACUACUGAAGACCGCUCGGUGUGUUUUGGUUUUGAAGGCGAGAAGAAGUAUCUGUGUUUCUUUAAGCACUAUCUGCUGGUCGCUCACGUAGACCCGCGCGGGCGGCAUCAGGUGAACGUGUACGAUCUGCAAAACAAGUUUAUCGCAUUUAACUGGACGCUUACCAGUACAAAUCCCAUGGGCUCUAAGCGCAAGCCGUCACUUGCAUCAAACGCUCGCACACCCGGUGCCCGUUUUGGGCUGGAUGAGAUGGAAGAAGUUCGUCAUGUGGUUUGCGAGUUCGGUGCGAUCUUUGUGGUAUCUUCAAUGGGGCAUGUGUACCGUCUGUGUGAGAAGGAUACGACUUCCAAGCUGGAAAUAUUGUUCCGCAAGAAUCUAUACUCGAUUGCUAUUUCCCUGGCCUUCAGCUCGAACUACGACGUUAACAGUAUCAUCGAUAUCUUUCGCAUGUACGGAGAUCACCUGUAUCAUAAGGGGGACUACGACGGGUCUUUGCGUCAAUAUGUUCGGACAAUUGGACACGUGGAACCAUCCUACGUGAUUCGUCGCUUCCUGGAUGCACAGCGCAUCCAUAAUCUUACGGCCUACCUUGAGGCUCUUCACGAGAAAGCGUUUGCGAAUGCAGAACACACGACACUUCUUCUGAACUGUUACACAAAGAUCAAGGAUGUGAAGAAGCUGGAUAAAUUCAUACAACUAGACGAGGUGAUCGAUGCCAAGAAGACAAAUGGCACAAAAAGUGAUAACGAUUCCGGUGAGUUGACAGCCAGGAACGGUAACGCGGCUGCUAAUCUGAAUUUCGACGUUGAGACUGCAAUUAGUGUACUUUGGGAAAAUUAUCCGCAGCAUGCGCUGACGCUGGCGAAGAAACAUGAAGAACACAGUUGGUACUUGAAGAUUCAGCUAGGCCACAUCAGUUAUGUUGAUUCGGAGGACUCGGCCGCGCUAUCUGAGAGCGAAAAAGAACGAGUGGCCGAUGCGCUUGAGUACAUUGAGCAUCUCAGCUUUUCGGAAGCUGACCCGAAUAUGCGAAAGUAUGGACGCACUCUGGUUACUCACAUGCCUGGACCUGCAACGGAGCUGCUGAAGCGUCUUUGCACGGGUAAGUUCGUUCCAGAGAACCCGUCGCUGAAAUCGGACCCGGGCGACUUUUUGCACUUGUUUGUAUCCCAUCGUACACAGCUCAAAGAAUUCUUGCAGUAUAUCGUUGAGGUGGAGACGGUGAGCAAUACAUCGAUCGGUAACACGCUGCUGGAAAUGGUCCUCAGUGACGAUGACGAGGGUGAAAAUUCUUCCCGCUCGGUUGAGGAGAAAGAAGAGGCAGUGCUUCGCAUUCUUGAUAACCCGCGCGUGAAGUAUGAUGAGGAUCACGCUCUAAUUCAUUUACAAAUGCGCAGCAUGAAGAAGGGUAAGCGCUAUCUGUACAACAAGCUGCACAUGUACCAUAUGCUAGUGCAAUUCCACAUCGAAGAGAAUGACGAUCAGAGCAUUGUGGAGGAGGUGCGCAAACACGGCGACAAGGAUCCGAAUCUGUGGUCAUUGGCAUUGAAGUACUUUGCAGAACGAGGGCCAUUGCCGAAGGGUGCUACAAGUGGUGAGGAGUGGAAGGAGCUGAAGCAGUUGCUUGUGCUAAUCGACACGAAUCCGGCAAUCCCACCUCUUCAAGUUGUGCAGGUGUUGAGCCAGUCACGUGAACUACCCGUAUCAGUAAUUAAGCAGUACGUGGUCAAUCAGCUGGCUAGUGACAAGAAGAAGAUCGAGGAAGAUGAAGAAAAGAUCAAGGCGUUCAAAGGCGACACGAAGCAAAUGAAGGAGGAGUUGUCGCAGCUGAGCAGUCGUGCUGUGGUGUUCCAGGCAACGAAGUGCGAUCUGUGCAAUCACGAUUUGGAUCUACCUGCGGUGCACUUUAUGUGCCAACAUAGCUUCCACCUCAACUGCAUUUCUGAGACGGAUCGAGAGUGUCUCACAUGCUCUAUGGACCAUCGCCACAUCUUGGGACUCAAAACGCAACUCGAGCAAAAGGCUGGCAACCACGAGCAAUUCUAUAAUCAGCUCGAGACUGCAGCGGAUGGUUUCCACACCAUUGCAGAGUACUUUGGCAAGGGCAUUUUCAAGAGUAACGAAGUCGUAUUGGACGAGGGCUCGUUUGAGACGCGCUUUAGCGCUGAGUUUUAG